This is a messenger RNA of Bipolaris zeicola 26-R-13, 162 nucleotides long. RefSeq lists its product as uncharacterized. Bases 1 to 162 code for a protein of 53 amino acids. The record is from RefSeq and is a predicted model, not a curated record. NCBI's taxonomy places the organism in Eukaryota, Fungi, Ascomycota, Dothideomycetes, Pleosporales, Pleosporaceae. The transcript has 2 exons.
AUGUCUGAUCUUUUCUCCACGUUAGCAAUCCAAUCCCAACUCUCGUAUUCCGGGACCCGACGACGAGGCGACAUCGAGCUAGGCAAGGAUUGUGGGCCGAACUUUAUUUCCAAACCAGAAAUAAGAGCAAAGAGAAGUAAGGAUCUAGAAGGGGAAAACUAA